AUGGAAUCUCCGACUUUUUCUGCUCUCAAUUCGCAAAACAUUUCUCAAGGUUUUCGCUACAAUUCAACGACUAACCAAGAAGGUUUCAACGAGUUAACGCUGAUUCAAGCCUUAACUAGGAAACCAGUAAACUUGGCAAGCGCCGUGUUUCUGUUUUUACUAACUAUCUUCAGUAUCGUUGGAAAUGCUCUGGUUUGUCGUACUAUUUUCGUGACCAGAAGACUUCACAAUCCUGGUUAUUACUUCGUAGCGAAUCUGGCAGUGGCAGAUUUUCUCGUGGGUAUUUUUCCUCUUCCUUUGACACUUCUUGUGUAUAUCACGUAUCAAAUGAAAGGCAGAUGGAUAUUUGGAAUGGCUUUAUGCGAUGCCAAAAUCCUAGCAACAAUUUGGUUCUGCUCUGCUUCUAUUUUUAGCCUUUGUGGAGUCACGUGGGAUCGUUACGUAGCCGUGACGUCACCCCUUCGAUACACUACUCGCAUGACGAACAGGCGCGCAAAUUGUAUAAUCGUCACAAUCUGGGUGAUGUCAUUUGUCUUCGGGAUUUUCAACUCGUACGGGAUCAAAACCUUUCCAGGGCGUGUUAUCUGUGAAAUUCAUAGAAUUUCGAUUAUUUACAGUGCGUUGGACUUGAUUUUUUUGUGGCUUCUGCCGAUAACGUUUAUCGUCUAUGUCAACGGUAAGAUCUGGAAAGCUGCUUCGAGGCAUACGAGACGCAUUCAAGCACAAAUUCCUGUUGAAUCUCUUAGGCAUAAUCUUAACUUUCAAGAUUUGCCAAAUGAUGUCACCAAUGACGCAGAAACACAAGAAACUCAUCCAUCACAGUCGACUAUCAAUAGCACAAGAUUCAAUGGUAAAAUAACAAGAAGAAACUAUAGCAUCCCCUUCACAUUCCCACGGGACAAAAGAACGAGGAAUUUUGGUCUAAAAAAAGAAAUCAAGACUUUUCGUACCUUUCUUAUUGUGAUUGGUUGUUUUUUCUUCACUUGGACGCCAUUUUUCCUCAUUUUUAUGGUCGAAUUUUUCACCGCGAUUCCAUCAUAUAUUACGUUUAUAAUUGGACUGUCAACGUUUUUAAACAGUGCAUACAAUCCUUUGAUCUAUGGAAUUUUUAACAAGGAUUUUAGACAAGCUCUCUAUGAUAGCUUUAAGAAAAGGUCUCGAGCAAGUAGACGAAUCAAUCAUGGAUGGACGAAAAAUGUGCAGGUCUCCCCCGAAGGUCAAACCGUUCCACCACCCCAACCCCACCCCCUUGAAAUUUGUGCUCACGUGGACCCUAAUACUCUACAUUUCUGA
Molecule: messenger RNA, 1293 nt
Organism: Actinia tenebrosa (Australian red waratah sea anemone)
Lineage: Eukaryota; Metazoa; Cnidaria; Anthozoa; Actiniaria; Actiniidae
Product: tyramine receptor 1-like
Source: RefSeq, a predicted model, not a curated record